Molecule: messenger RNA, 1269 nt
Organism: Rhagoletis zephyria (snowberry fruit fly)
Lineage: Eukaryota; Metazoa; Arthropoda; Insecta; Diptera; Tephritidae
Product: probable ATP-dependent DNA helicase HFM1
Source: RefSeq, a predicted model, not a curated record
CACAAAUAUGAAACUCUAAUGAAUGGCAAAAUGCCAAUUGAAUCACAUUUACAUAAACACUUGGCAGAGCACCUAAACUCCGAAAUUGCUUUGGAUACCAUCAACAAUCUUGAGGUAGCCAUGAAUUGGAUGCGUUCAACGUAUUUUUAUGUGCGGUCGAUGCAAAAUCCUACGUACUAUGGUUUAGAGCAAAAUAUGGAUAAGGAUAUAAUUGAAAAUAAGUUGGAAAAGCACCUAAACUCCGAAAUUGCUUUGGAUACCAUCAAUAAUCUUGAGGUAGCCAUGAAUUGGAUGCGUUCAACGUAUUUUUAUGUGCGGUCGAUGCAAAAUCCUACGUACUAUGGUUUAGAGCAAAAUAUGGAUAAGGAUAUAAUUGAAAAUAAAUUGGAAAAAAUGUGCUUAGUGCAGAUACAAGAACUUGAGAGCGCUGGUCUUAUAUCCAGAAAUCCACAAAAUGAAUUAGAUGUGCAAACAACCAGUUAUGGCAAACUAAUGGCCAAAUAUUAUCUAUGCUUCGAGACAAUGAAACUUUUUCGACAGAUUCGUGGUGAUGAAACAUUCUUAAAAAUUCUUGAGCUGAUUGUACGUUGCAGAGAAUUCAAUGAAUUCGCUGUCAGAGUAAAUGAGAAGCGAAUUUUGAAUGCGUUAAAUAAUACACCAUUGCGAUUUCCGCGUGCCGGUCGCAUCAAAACGCGUGAGGAUAAAAUUUCAUGUUUGUUGCAAGCGGUAUUUGGGAAUACACCGAUCGCCUCCCCCACUUUGGCGCUGGAAUCGCUGAAAAUGAUACGCAUCGGUGAUCGUAUUGCAAAAUGUCUGUUGGAGUAUAUGCGAUUGUCAGAGCAUCAAGCGCAUGCAUUACAUUUGGGCCGCUACAAGGCGUUAUUGCAUACCGUGACAAUCGCGAAAUGCUUCCAUGCCAAAAUGUGGGAAAAUUCAGAGUAUGCAGCGAAACAAUUGCAGAAAAUCGGUGCCGUUUACUCAGCUCAACUGGUGUACGCUGGGAAAACUACACUGAAAUCACUGAGGGCGACAGAGGCGCGCACCAUUGAAGCGAUACUAAACAAAUCGUAUCCCUUUGGCGAUGAGAUAUUGCAAAAUCUACAACAGACUUUCCCUGAAUAUACGUUGCAAUUGGAGCGCGAUUCGCAAUGUAUGUUGUGUCUCUGUGUGCGACAAGUUAACGAAGCUUUUGUUUGUCGUGGCACAAAUGCGAUGCUGAUUGUGGGUGACUCGGAAAAUGAGCUUUUGCUUUUCAUCGAAGAUCUGUAA